AUGGCCACCGACAGCGGACCUGACCCCGACUUCGACAGCCAGUCGCCCGCAGCGCCCUCGCCCUCAGACCCCCAGGAACACGCCCGUCCGCGCAAACGCACCCGUCGAGCCUGCGACAAGUGCAGCACCUCCCGCACGCGCUGCAAUGGCGAGUACCCUUGCCGACGCUGUCAAGACUACGGAUAUACGUGUCGCUACAAUCGCGAGGUUAAGAAGCGUGGCCGCCUGCCCGCUUCAGCCUCCGCCAAUGCGUCUGCCCACGCUGACACCGUGGCACAUCCACUCGCGACGUAUGCCUCGGGACAACCAUCGUCACCGUCGCUUCUCUCACCGCCCGACAUCACGGUCAACCCGCCCGCCUCAUACAAGCCUACAUCCGAACCGCCCCCCGAGCAAACCGUCUCGCCGCUCCCCAGCGCGCAGCCCUACGAGCUCCAACCCGCCCACGAUGCGCGCUCGCAGCAGCGCAUCUCCGCUGCUCUCAACGUCUCUUCCCUGGUUCACCAAGCGCCGGCGGCGCAUCGAUACUCCCACGGUACGGCGGAUGGCCACUUCAAGAGGCCCCGCCUCCACUUGGGACCCGUCAUCGGCCCCGACGGCCAGCCUGACCCCGAAGUCCUCGUCUCCGACGACAGCGCCGGCUACCCAUCGCCCGCCAAUGGCCAGACGCCCAACGACUAUGGCCCCGGAUACCGGGGAUACCAGCCGCGGCCGUCUACCAGCAACCAUCACCGCCAUCGAGACUCGCUCGGCGGUGCUAGCGCGACCGAGACAAACUACGACUACGGCACCAAGGCCCCGACCGAAGAUUGCAGUUACAAGUUCCUGCAUCCCGUCCUCCCAUACAUCCGCAGCAUCAUACCGGCAUCCGUCGCCUGCGACCUUCUUGAGAUCUUCCUCACCGACCCGGGCAGCUCGCUCUUCCACGGCGCCUCCCCAUACAUCCUCACCCGAAUAUUUCGCAGACGCUCGAUCCUGCACCCAACCCAUCCGCGGCCGACCACCCCGGCGCUCCUGGCCACGAUACUGUGGUGCGUCGCGCAGACGGCCGACGUCAUGAUCCUCCACGUUCCCGGCACCAGGGCCAAGAUCGUCAACCAGCUGUACGAGCUAGCCACCUCGCUGGUGGCCGCGCGAGACCCGGAUCGGUGGCGGCGCAUCCACGGCGGCCUGCGCGCGGAGCACGAGGCUCCCCAUCCCACUGUGGCGACGGCGAGCGCCGUGCCGACCCUGACGGUCGCCAACGAGCCGGCGGGCGUCGUCGACGACGUCUUGACGUAUAUUCUGCUCUCCAUCGCCGUUUCCGGAGGGGACUUCAAGUCGGACAGCCACAAGUGGUGGUCCAAGGCGACGCGGUUGGCCUUUUCGCUCAAGAUGAACAGAGAGGAUGAGAGAUGUCCGGGACCGCUCUCGCCGUGCGCCAAUCCGCUAUGCGCAUGUCGUCGUGAGCAGGAGACGCUGACGCUGCAGUCUCUUGAGAACAGGGAGGAGCGUCGUCGCGUGUUUUGGCUACUGUAUAGUCUGGACAGGCACCUGUCUCUCUCAUUCAACACCAUUCUUAGCAUCCCGGACUCAUACUGCGAGGUCUUUACACCUUUACCGGAAUAUGUAUGGGAAAACCUCGAUUCCAUACCACUGAACGAGUUACCUGUCCGCCACGUAGGACCGCCCACGCAGGCCUCGGGUACCAGCUUCUUUGAGUCCUUUUUGCCGCUGAUGGCCAUUCUCGGCGACAUCAUCGAGCUUCACCACCGACGACACCACCCUCGCCUCGGCGGUCUCGACGACACGCAUUCUGUCGCGGUCAUCUCGAAGCUCCUCGCCGACUUUGAGAUGAGUCUGGAGAGUCUUGGCCGAGAGGGCCGGCGCGCGCUCAACGAGCCGACGGUGGGUAUCAACGGCGGCCUGCCCCCCAUGGACACGACGCAGCAACCUCGCGGCGACGACUCGCGCGUCGGUCUCGUCAAGGCCUACAGCACGCACAUCCUGCACGUGCUGCACGUGCUGCUGCACGGCAAGUGGGACGCCAUCUCCAUGCUGGACGACGGCGACGACUGGAUCACUUCGAAGCGGUUCACCGAGUGCGCCUCGCACGCCAUCUCCGCGUCACAGUGCGUCUCGGCGAUCCUCGCGACGGACCCAGAGCUCACCUUCAUGUCGUACCUGUUCGGCAUCUACCUGCUGCAGGGCAGCUUCAUCCUGCUGCUCUUCGCGGACCGCAUGCCGCAGCUGGGGCCGAACGAGUCGGUCGAGCAGGCCUGCGAGAACAUUAUCCGCGCGCACGAGGUGUGCGUGGUUACGCUUAAUACGGAGUUUCAGGCAAGUCUGGUCCAGAGGAAGAAGGCCCGGCGCGCGCCAGUGUGCCUCCCGGCGCUCCUGCGCGUUGAACAUGGCCUCAAUGGCGAUGCCCCGGCCAGCCGUGUACUCGACGCCCGGCGCAUCGCAUCCGUGGGCGGCGCGUCGUCAUCGUCGGGCAGGCAUUUGUCGUCGAUGACGAGGACGCUGGCGGGCACCCAUGGCGGGAAGCUGGGCGCGGAGGAUGCGCACGCAGGUGUCGUCGUUGUUACGCAUGAUCUGGCGGAAGUAGUAGACGCGGGCGUCUUGCGACGCCGGGGCAACUUUCCUCGGAUACCGGACACUCGCAAGAUUGAAGAGGAAAACAUCCCCGGUUACGUUUCCGCUAGAUACUACCCGACGCGCACCGGACAAGUACUUCAGGACCGCUACCAAGUUGUGGGAAAGCUGGGGCUACGGCGCUACCCUCUACCGUCUGGCUGGCGCGGGACAUGCAAUAAAUAUUGCCAACACCAAGGACGCCGCUCCGCGGUGAGACUUCCGCUAGACGCGUUCACCAUCCAUCGGGCCGGAGCCUGGGCACGAGCACCAGUGCCUUAUGAUACAUGCGCCGCUAUUCGAGAAUGUCUGCAGGUUUCUCCACCGAAACCCCAUCCAGAGACUGCCCAAGACAGUGCUUGCAUGCAUUCUCCAGCGUGUCUUCUUGGCCUUGGAUUAUCUACACACAGAUUGUCAGGUCAUCCAUCCGGUAAGAUAUGGGACCUCUUUGUAGGCUGCUUCCUCUUCACCGGCCAGGAUCCGGAGCUGAAUACGUACAGGCGCCGGGCCCACCUCGCCGAAAUCAUCGGCUUUCUUGGCCCUCCGCCGCCGGAUCUUGUCGCCCGAGGCCGUCUCAGCUACAAGUACUUUGCGGAUGGCGAAUUUCAAGGAAGCCCGUUGCACAUGUCCACACUGGAGCAAAGAGAGACGACGCUCGACGAUGCGGAGGACAAGGCGGACUUUUUACGCUUCAUGCGACGGAUGCUGCAGUGGGGGCCCGAAAAGCGUAGCUCUGCGAAAAGUCUGGCUCGCGAUGACUGGAUAGUCAGGCAGUUGGGGUAG
This is a messenger RNA of Cordyceps fumosorosea ARSEF 2679, 3396 nucleotides long. RefSeq names its product transcriptional activator xlnR. The transcript is spliced from 7 exons. Gene Ontology annotation, molecular function: zinc ion binding; DNA binding; DNA-binding transcription factor activity, RNA polymerase II-specific. The record is from RefSeq and is a predicted model, not a curated record. Lineage: Eukaryota; Fungi; Ascomycota; Sordariomycetes; Hypocreales; Cordycipitaceae. The coding region runs from base 1 to 3396 and encodes 1131 amino acids. Gene Ontology annotation, biological process: DNA-templated transcription; regulation of DNA-templated transcription.